Spodoptera litura is the source of this 1708-nucleotide messenger RNA. RefSeq names its product Basic helix-loop-helix domain-containing extra-macrochaetae (gene emc). Gene Ontology annotation, cellular component: nucleus; cytoplasm. NCBI's taxonomy places the organism in Eukaryota, Metazoa, Arthropoda, Insecta, Lepidoptera, Noctuidae. Gene Ontology annotation, biological process: negative regulation of transcription by RNA polymerase II; cell differentiation; circadian regulation of gene expression. The record is from RefSeq and is a predicted model, not a curated record. Gene Ontology annotation, molecular function: protein dimerization activity; transcription regulator activity.
GCGCAUCUCCUCAUUCCUCGCUCGCAACCCGCGCCUGACGCACGUACGCGCUCGUGUUUAGUUCCAACCCAGUGUUCGUGUUAAGUGACAGUCACAAAUAUGAAAGCGAUAACAGCAGUGUGCGCGACCGGCGCCUCCGUGCCCGCCAUCGCCAGCGGCCGUGUGCAGCGGCACCGGGACGGCGAGAAUGCCGAGAUCCAGAUGUACCUGUCUAAACUACAGGACCUGGUGCCCUUCAUGCCCAAGAACAGAAAGAUCUCCAAGCUGGAGGUGAUCCAGCAUGUGAUCGACUACAUCUGCGACCUGCAGUCCGCGCUGGAGAACCACCCCGCCAUGGAGCAGUUUGACGCAGAAGGUGCGCUGGCCAGCCAAGCUUGCGCGGCGCCGCAGCCUCGCCCACACCGGCGCCCGCUCGGACCCCGCGCCGCGCCCAAUACCAUCCUGCGCAAAACCACCCCCAGUCAAGAACACAGAACACCAACCACGCCAGAAAAGCAGAAUCAGCUGGACAGGCCCUCUUGCUAAAUGGUGUUAAGUUAAGAGAGACAAUAUAAGUUAUGGUAAUGUUUAUAUACCUCGAGUGGCGACGGAGGUCGCCCCGGGCCGGCACGGGAGCGCCCGACUCCAGUUCCAGUGAACAUCAUCUCCUCGAAGAUGAUAUCCUAUGCACGAUCUCGUUAGGAUCAGUAAACUACUUUAAUGUAAUUGUUUGUGGCAUUACACGCAGAAGACUUGAGCAUUGCAAUGCAAUCGGCCGCGGCGGCCGGCGGCCGGCGGCCCCGGAGCGUCGCGGGUUGUUUUGUUAAAAUGUUUUGUGUAAAAAGCUUUACUAGAUAGUUAGUAGUCUAAUGAAUGUAAAUUUUCCAUGUUUGUAAAUAAGUAUGUUGAGUGAUUUUGUGGUUCACCCACUGGACGUCCUGUCCGUCAAAAGAUUAUAUAUUUUGUAACAAAUAGAUUCUUAAUACUAUUCAGAACACUUCACGUACAAAAUGCUGUAGUCUUUCAAUUUUGUAAAAAUCUUUUUUUCUUCGAAGAUGUCACUAUUAUGUAUUGUAUCUUUUAGUUAUAAAACUAAUGCUUCCAUUUAUAUCAAAGAAGUGGGUCGAUUGAAAGUCGAUCCACGUAUAUUAUAUUAUUUUAAGUUAUUAUUUCAUGAGUGUGAUUUUGCAUGGCGAUUUUGUUUCUAAUAAAAAUAUAUUAUGUGAGUGCUUUACGCAAAUUUUCUAUUAUUAACUUAUGAUUUGUGUUUAGCACGUUGCAGUAUGUAAAUAGUGUAUGUAAUAAAAGUAAAUGAAUAUAAAAAUUUAACUGAAAAUUUAUCGAUUUGAUACGUUUUAUGAUUUUAUUUCGAUUUUAAGGUGAAGAUGCUUUAAUUAUCUUUAUAUACAUAAUUAUUACUUAUGGUGUAUUAUAAUUUUAAAUAGACUGUUAUAGUUUUAGUCGAGGUGCGUUAAUAAUGAUCAAAAUACUAAGCGUUGUUGGUAGAUGUGAGGUACGAAGUGUGAUUGUUUCAUUCUAUCACUUUAUAUAAAUCUGACCGCAGGCAGCUAACCUUACAACUUUGUGUCACAAAUAUAUCAGUCUUGGUCGCAUUUCACGAAAUUAUUCACCCACAUUUUCCUUUAUUAUUUAGUUUUAUAAAUUGUGCACUGAUUUUUAUUAAGUACCAGUACAAUGAAACAGAAAAAUAAAAAAAUCUUAAUUCUAU